GCUUCCUUUCACAACAACAACAAAAAAAAAACACUCCUUCACUCCUCCACUGAAGAUGGAACAACUGGAUCGCAAUGCGCCCCCGUACCCCAUGACCAAUUAAGAGCGAGCCAGCAAUUAUUGUCUUUGAGGAUCCGGACGCGCGCUGACCUGUCAUCUUUUCACGCUUUCAAAAGAGACACAUUUAGAUAUUUUUGAGCUGUGUCCCCUCAUCCGUCUUUUUAAGUGUAACACGUCGUUUGUGUGGAUUAUAUGAAGGUGGCUGGACCUUGAGGACGGAGUGCGUCAAGUGAGCGCACGUAUCCAACAAGUGGAUGCAUGAAUUUGAUCGCGGCAGACAAACGCCGGGACUGAACACACAGACAGUCGGUGGAUUGAUAACCUAUAAAUCUGUGUAUCGAUUGAUCGUUUUACAACUAAGACAAAUAACCCGCACAGCUCAGAUGUGGAGCUUGUCUUGUUUGGCGGUGAUGUAUAUAUGUGCGCAUUGUCUCGGUCUGAGGUAGUUUUUGUAUCUAGUGACUUUGUGUAUUAACAGUGAUUUUUUUUCAAGCAUAGAACAAAACUGCAAUGAGGUGAGACAUCUCCUACAUUUUCCCCGUCGUUAACCAAAAGCCAGAUUUCGGCGGACACGCUGCGGAAUCCACCGUCUCCCACCUCACCCCUCGCCCCCCAUCCAUGGACUCGCUUCUCCGCUCCCUCGGUGACCGCGGGGGGAAGUUGGGAUCCUCUCUGUAGACGUUUCUGUAUGACGAGGGCGCAGGUGGCAGCCAAAGGUCGCAGUCAUGCCGAUGCAUCCAGUCACCUCCACGCUGAUGUACCGGGGGAUCUGCACCAUCCCCGACAUCCUCUCCUACAGCGCCCCGGUGAACCUGCCCGAAGACGAAGUUGAAGAGAUCCGCGAGGCCUUCAAAGUGUUUGACCGCGAUGGGAAUGGGUUCAUCUCAAAGCAGGAGCUGGGGAUGGCCAUGCGCUCUCUGGGCUACAUGCCAAACGAAGUGGAGCUGGAGGUCAUCAUCCAGAGACUGGACAUGGACGGCGAUGGCCAGGUGGACUUUGAGGAGUUUGUCACUCUUCUGGGCCCAAAGCUAACAGCAGCUGGGAUGCCAGAUAAAUUCAACGGCACUGACUUUGACUCCGUUUUUUGGAAGUGUGACAUGCAGAAGUUAACGGUUGAAGAGCUGAAGAGGCUUCUGUACGACACCUUCUGUGAUCACCUUUCCAUGAAAGACAUCGAGAACAUCAUUAUGACUGAGGAGAACCACAUAGAGAACCCUGGGGAAUGCCAGGUGGAUAUAGACAGUUCCAGCCCAACGCAGCAAGUCAAGCAAACUUGUGUGCGCAAGAGCCUGAUAUGCGCCUUUGCCAUCGCUUUUAUCAUCAGCGUCAUGCUCAUCGCAGCCAAUCAGGUGCUGAGGAGCGGCAUGAAAUAGGAGCAGCGGGACUUUCAGCCUCUACCACCAACUAAAGGCUGCCUCACUGAUAAAUGAAUGAGGAGAUGAAGCUAAAAAAACAAACAAACACAACAGACAAUCACACAGCUGUAAAACAGGCCAACAUAUGACUGUAGAAUAACUGGAGUCACCAAGGACGCUAUGUGCAGGAAUCUGUCUUGGAGUCAGAGACAUGCUGACUGCAUACAAAGUUUCAAGGACAACAGGACCUCACAUACAAAGAGACAGCAGUGUGUUCGACUUGGACAACUGACUAUACAUAUCACUCUUCGUAAUACAACAUUUAGUAUUCAUUAGCUAUGUGCAUUUGAGCAGUGUUGCAUUCAGUAUGGUGGCAGCUAUAGAGAGAAGUGUAGUGAGUGUUGAGUUUGUAUUUGUCCAGUGUACCAUGCGAUUUAUUAUAAAACAAGUAGAAAUAAAUCUAUGAAAUAUUGUAGGGACAUUGGAGAAAAUCUAUUCCUGAGGCUGGAAAGUGUUUCAUACAAGGUCUUGAGUGCACAGUCUUGUGGAGAUAUUGUAUGUAGUGCAACAUUGUUCAAAAACCAUUUGGGAAAAAAUAAUAGCUUGGUAAGAAACAGAUAAAAGAGUUUGCAGGGAGGCGCAUAUGAUUGUGUGGAUAGUUUCACUCAUUCACAGGCUGCAUAGCUUCAGAGGAUAGAGCAGGGUGAAGCAGGUUAACAGCUCUCAGAAGGAAAGUGUAUGGACAGGUAACUGGCUGGAACGUGACUGGACAUGCAGAAAACACUUGACUCUCUGUCUCCACAGUGAGGCUUUGCAGGCAUCAGUGAUGACCAUCAUCUAUGCAUGAAAUGCAUGGAUUUAAACAGUUGUCUUGACACAUUUGUAAAAGUUCUUAUCCGUGUAUUAAUCAUUAUGACUGUGUAACAGAACUGUUUUAAAUUACUUAAUGACUGUGAGCAAUUGUGUGUGGUGCAGGGUAUCAGCAAUCACAACAAAAGUAAAGCAUACAACUGCAUGAAAAAGAAGGGCUGCUUUAGUACAUGCUCGUAAAAAAUAGCUGCGGGAUUGCUAAGCUGAGGACCUUUUUCCGCCCCUGGGCGCCUAAUAUUCAUCUUUCACUGCCACAGAAAAGCAUACCGCUUCAAGACGUGUGCAACUGAACCAUUUAAAGAAUAUGCAUCAAAACUGAUCUGGUUGGUAGCGUUGAUACAAACAUGCAGGAAUGUAUUUUGUUCUUAAAAAAAAAAAAGUUAUUUUCCAUCUGGAUGAGUUGCUAUGGAGCAAUAAAUGUGUGUAAAAUAAACAUCUAACAAUGCUUUGAACAGACAUGAAGCUUCAAAAACGUUCAGCAUCUAUGGACCUGAACUGUUGUGGUCAAAUGUUCUAUAGCACUUUUCAAAUUAAUGUUUUGGCAAUACAAGAUAGACAUUGGUUCUGAUGUUCAAACAGAAGACAACCCUCUUUAUUCAGUGAGAUACAAAGAUCAGACAGAUGGUUGGUAACCUGGCUGUCAGAAGCUGCCCAGUGCAUUGGUGUUUGACAGGGGCCAAAUGGUGUAAACUAUUGCAAUAAAACAUUAAUAUCUGUGAAGCAUCACAUGAAUUUGAUCGAACGUAGUUUAGAUUGUUGUGCAUGCAUCUGGGUAAGGUCUGUCACUGUCAAUGUGUGUUGUACAUAAACCAACUUCAACCAAAGCUUUGGAGGGAUUUGUGACUGGGCCACAUAAUGAUGAAAUUAAUAUUAGAGUAAUUGAGAAGAACCAGAGACAGAAGUCAAAGAUUCAGUUAAAACACAUUUGUUUCAAAACCAAAUUUGAAAAUUUGACAGGGCCAAGACAUGUUUGGAAAGGUAAAAGAAAAAAAAAGGCCCAUCAGCACACCCUCAAAAACUAGACACUGCAGAAUAGAGAUCUAAAUAAUUCACAUCUUAUGAAUAUCCCUUUUUAGGAUUGCUAUUGGCAGCUCCCCAAACUUGGAUUUCACACAAGAGCCAGAACCUCACAGAGGCAACAAAAUUAGACUAUCCUAUCGCCCAGAGCCAGGCGGGAUAACGAUUAUCUGAUGCACCCGGGCAAUUUGUCAAAAGUGUCAACUCUGAGGGGACACACUUAGAAAAAGAGAGAGAAAAAGCCCAUUUAUUAACAAAUACUUUUGUUUCCAUUUUGCACUUUAAGAUGUGCUGCAGCGCACAACAACAACAACAACAACAACAACUCACCGCCAUGAUUGUUCAUCCAUUUCCAGAUAAAAAGAAUUACGUUACCAUAGAUGUAUCUAUUUUUGUGAUAAGAAUGUGAAGGACUAGAAUAUUAACUGACUGAUAAAUGAUAUUGUCUCCUUAGUUUUCUAUUAUAUCACUACUGGGGGAACAUCUUCAUGGGGAAUAAAGUUAUUAUAAUAAUUUGAAUUGUUGCCUUAUUCUUUGAGACACUUUGGCAUUGUGCAUAGAUAUACACCAAUCACAGGUUUAUAAUUUAUCACCAGAGCAAAAUGUACAAAACAAUAUUUAUUUUCUUUUUGCAGAUGAAAAAAACUGUAUGAACAUGUUGAUAGUCUAUUGAAUGUUCUGUUUCCAUUGUACUGUACUUUGAUACCUGUCUUGGAUCUUGCAAAAAUGUUUAUUAACCAUGUGAUAUCUGUUCAUUGACUCCACCCGAUG
Molecule: messenger RNA, 4073 nt
Organism: Morone saxatilis (striped sea-bass)
Lineage: Eukaryota; Metazoa; Chordata; Actinopteri; Moronidae
Gene: cabp7a
Product: calcium-binding protein 7
Exons: 5
Coding region: 786-1433 (215 amino acids)
Molecular function (GO): calcium ion binding
Source: RefSeq, a predicted model, not a curated record